Molecule: messenger RNA, 3527 nt
Organism: Zonotrichia leucophrys gambelii
Lineage: Eukaryota; Metazoa; Chordata; Aves; Passeriformes; Passerellidae
Gene: PDE1B
Product: phosphodiesterase 1B
Exons: 16
Coding region: 440-1807 (455 amino acids)
Biological process (GO): signal transduction
Cellular component (GO): neuronal cell body
Molecular function (GO): calmodulin-activated 3',5'-cyclic-GMP phosphodiesterase activity
Source: RefSeq, a predicted model, not a curated record
CCGCCGGUGCCGGUGCCGGUGCCGGGGCCGCCUCGGGGAAAGUUGCGGCGAGCCCCGGGCGGCGGAGGCAGCGCCGGUGGCCGCGGGCACCGCGAGCGGCGACACCGGGGCUGGGCGACACCGGCGGCACCGGCGGCGGCAGCGGCCGAGCAUCCCCCGGGGCGAUGGAGCCGCCGCGGAGCCUCCCGGGGCUGGAGCGGGAGCGGCCGGCGCUGGACGCGGCCGGGGGGUGCCCGUCCCCGCUCGACGCCAGGGCCGUGCCCGGCAGGAAGGUCUGGGUCAAGCUGCGGGCGCUGCUCCGUUUCCUGCUCAAGCAGCUCGAGGCGGGCGAGGUGAACGUGGAGGAGCUGAAGCGCAACCUGGAGUACGCGGCGUCGCUGCUCGAGGCCGUGUGCAUCGACGAGACCAGGUGCUGGACACGGAGGACGAGCUGCGGGACAUGGGCUCGGACGCGGCCGUGCCCUCCGAGGUGCGCGACUGGCUCGCCGCCACCUUCACGCAGCAGGCGCGGGCCAAGGGCCGCCGCGCCGAGGAGAAACCCAAAUUCCGCAGCAUCGUGCACGCCGUGCAGGCCGGCAUCUUCGUGGAGAGGAUGUUCCGCCGGAUGUACACGGCCGUGGGGCCGAGCUACUCCUCCUCCGUCCUCAACUGCCUGAAGGGCCUGGACCAGUGGUGCUUUGACGUGUUCUCGCUGCACCGCGCGGCCGAGGAGCACUCGCUGCGCACGGUGGUGUUCGAGCUCUUCACCCGCCACAACCUCAACAGCCGCUUCAAGAUUCCCGGCGCGUUCCUGACGUCGCUGCUGGAGGCGCUGGAGGGCGGCUACGGAAAGUUCCGGAACCCCUACCACAACCAGGUGCACGCGGCCGACGUCACCCAGACCGUGCACUGCUUCCUGCUGCGCACCGGCAUGCUGCACUGCCUGUCCGAGAUCGAGCUCCUGGCCAUCGUCUUCGCCGCCGCCAUCCACGACUUCGAGCACACGGGGACAACGAACAGCUUCCACAUCCAGACCAAGUCGGACACGGCCAUCCUGUACAACGACCGCUCGGUGCUGGAGAACCACCACAUCAGCGCCGUGUUCCGCCUGAUGCAGGACGAGGAGCUCAACAUCUUCGUCAACCUCACCAAGGACGAGUUCGUCGAGCUGCGGGCGCUGGUCAUCGAGAUGGUCCUGGCCACCGACAUGUCCUGCCACUUCCAGCAGGUCAAGUCCAUGAAGACGGCGCUGCAGCAGCUGGAGAGGCUGGACAAGGCCAAGGUGCUGUCGCUGCUGCUGCACGCGGCCGACAUCAGCCACCCCACCAAGCAGUGGGCGGUGCACAGCCGCUGGACCAAGGCGCUCAUGGAGGAGUUCUUCCGGCAGGGGGACAAGGAGGCCGAGCUGGGGCUGCCCUUCUCGCCCCUCUGCGACCGCACCUCCACGCUGGUGGCCCAGUCGCAGAUCGGGUUCAUCGACUUCAUCGUGGAGCCGACGUUCUCGGUGCUCACCGACGUGGCCGAGAAGUUGGUGACGCCACUGCCCGAGGACGGCUCCAAGGCCAAGGGCAACCCCGGGGCCACCCAGCAGCCCAGCUCGCAGUGGCGGCAGCCGUCCCUGGAUGAGCACCUGGAGGACAUCAAGGCCGACCUGGCCGGGUUCCGCUCCACCUGGACCAAGCACAUCCAGGAGAACAAGCAGAAGUGGAAGGAGAGGGCGGCCAGCGGCAUCACCAACCAGGCAUCCAUCGAUGAGCUGUCCCCGUGCGAGGAGCCCGUGGCCACCACCGGGACCGGGACCCACAGCGAGAACGGGGACGUGGAUUAGCGGGGGGAGGAGCCAGGUCCCUGUCCAGCCGAGUGACACCGUCUCAGUGACACCGUCUUGUCUUCGAUGCCAUCGAGUUCAGAACCAUCUGUGCCAGGAGCCCCCGGGGCCGGGCUCGGAUCGGUGUCACCCCUGUGCCAGGCCCGGUGUCACCACUGUGCCAGGCCCGGUGUCACCUCUGUGCCAGGCCUGGUGUCACCGCCAUGCCAGGCUUGGUGUCACCACUGUGCCAGGCUUGGUGUCACCACUGUGCCAUGAUCGGUGUCACCCCUGUGCCAGGCCCAGUGUCACCUCUGUGCCAGGCCUGGUGUCACCACCAUGCCAGGACUGGUGUGACCGCUGUGCCAGGCCUGGUGUCACCGCCGUGCCAGGAGCCCCUCGGGCUGUCCCCUCUGUCCCGGUGUCACCGGUCCCUCACUGCCACCCCCGGCCUCCCACACCGGGCUCGGUCCUUUGGGAUUUUUAAAAACGCUUUUCCUGCUCGGGAGGGGCUGGGGCGGGGACGGUGGCACUGGGGACAGCUGGGGGGACACACUGGGGACAGCCGGGGGGACACACUGUCACCACCAGUGCCACCGUGCUCCCCUUGGUGUGGUGGUGAUACCAUGAGGGUGGCACUGUGCCCUGUCCGCAAUACCCCUGGGGACAGAGAUGGGGACAAGAUCAGGGACAGGAACAGGGAUGGGGACGGGGACAGGAGAGGGGACAAGGACAGGGACAAGGGACAGGGACAGGGACAGGGACAGGGACAGGGACAGGGACAGGGACAGGGACAGGGACAGGGACAGGGACAGGGAGGUCCCAUCCAGAGUGGCGGGGGUGGCACUGGGGACAGGGAGUGGCAGCGACAGGGACGGAUCCCUCUCUGGUGUCCCCCCAGCUCUGGUGUGUCCCUGGAAUGUCCCCGGAUCCUGUGACAUCCCAGGAGUGCUCGGGAAUGCUGGGAAUCUUUGGGAAUGUUCCGGAAUGUUCCAGAAUGCUCCCACAUCCUGGUCCGGCCACCACCUCCAGCUCCAGUGAGCCCCGGGAACCCCGGAAUGCUUGGGGAAUCCAUGGAUUCAAUCUCAGAUCCGGGAAUACUCCAGAAUCCUGGAUCUAGGCUUGGAAUCUUCCAGAAUCCUGGUUUUGGCCUUGGGAAUGUCCCAGGAUCCCAAAUCCAGCCUUGGGAUCUUCCAAGGGAAGAUACCAAACUGAGUUUCAGGAAUGUUCCGGAAUCAUGGAUCCAGCCCUGGGAAUGCUCCAGAAUCGUGGAUCGGGCCCCAGGAUUGUUCCAGGAUCCCAGAUUCGGGAAUGUUCCAGAAUCACGGAUCUGGGAAUGUUCCAGAAUCCCGGAUCCACCCUUGGAAUGUUCCAGAACCCAGGACCCGCUGCCCCCCCACCGAGCACCCUCCGCCCUCCCGGAUUCCCAGGAUGCCCCGCCCCCCCCCGGGAAUGUUCGGGAAUGUCCCGGGAAUGCUCAGGAAUGUUCGGGAAGGCCCGGACCCCCCCCAGCCCCUCCCACUCCGACCCCGGCCCCGCCCCCGUGUUUGUAUUUUUGUACCCCGCGUCCCCUCCGUGUCCCCUCCCCAUGUCACCUCUGUGUCCCCUCCGUGUCCCCCCCUCGGUCACCGCUGGCAGAGCUCCCCCCACCCCCCGCAUGUGUCCCCCCCGCACCGCCGCCGCUAACGAGCAAUUAAUUAUUAAUUAAUGAGUUAAUUAAUAAACGCCGCCGUCGCCACCA